AUGAACGCAUCAGCUGAUUUGCACGAGGAUAACGGCAUCUGCGGAAGCGAUUCGGACUCCACUGCCGACGAUUCAAGCGACUACUACCAGCCUAUUUCCUCCGUCGAUAACGGCGGCGAAGACUCAGACGACAGCGGCGGCGAAGGAGAUCUAUUCUAUCGAGAUCCGAAUUCUACUUUCCAUCAACUACCAAAUGGCUGGGUGGAGAACGGAGUAUCAUCGCUUGAUAUAAGCGAUGACGAUGCCGAUGAAGAUGCAGAGAAGGAAGUCGAGGAGGCGACCGAAUCUGAGAGAGCGAUUGAGCGAGCUUUCAGAGAGGACGAGGUGCGGCGGAACGCUCCUCUGACGGCGGAGAACACCGGCAGGGUGAUGGAUGCGAUGCGUCAGAUCUCCUUCGGCGGCGGCGCUCCGGACUGGGCGGGUCAGAUCCCUGAGGAUCAGUGGAUUAACCGGCUCCGGAGGUUGGGGCCGCCGUCCUCCGCCGCCUCUGCACCGAUUGAUCACUGA
This is a messenger RNA of Salvia splendens (bonfire salvia), 507 nucleotides long. RefSeq lists its product as uncharacterized. The transcript has a single exon. Lineage: Eukaryota; Viridiplantae; Streptophyta; Magnoliopsida; Lamiales; Lamiaceae. The record is from RefSeq and is a predicted model, not a curated record. Bases 1 to 507 code for a protein of 168 amino acids.